Molecule: messenger RNA, 849 nt
Organism: Prunus persica (peach)
Lineage: Eukaryota; Viridiplantae; Streptophyta; Magnoliopsida; Rosales; Rosaceae
Product: macrophage migration inhibitory factor homolog
Exons: 3
Coding region: 180-527 (115 amino acids)
Molecular function (GO): phenylpyruvate tautomerase activity
Source: RefSeq, a predicted model, not a curated record
CAAGUGUGCUGAUGGCGAAAGGGGCAUUUUGGGAAGUUAAAAUGUGUGUAUGAUACUGAGAUUAUCUCUCUCCCAUAAAAUAGAAGGGGACAAGACGAAAGCGAGGGUGAGGGUUUUUAUAUAUUGCCAGAGCAUUUGCAGAAGCAGUCGAGUGUGAGAGAGUUUCAGAGACGAAAACGAUGCCGUGCCUUAACAUCUCAGCUAACGUCAGCCUGGAAGGAGUAGACACCUCCUCUAUCCUCUCCGAAGCCACCUCCACCGUCGCCAAGAUCAUCAGCAAGCCCGAGGCCUAUGUGAUGAUUGUGCUGAAGGGAUCAGUACCCAUAGCUUUUGGUGGGACUGAGCAGCCAGCUGCCUAUGGUGAGUUGGUCUCCAUUGGUGGCCUUAACCCUGAUGUGAACAAGAAGUUGAGUGCUGCAAUUGCCGCAAUUCUUGAGACUAAGUUGUCUGUGCCCAAGUCACGAUUUUUCCUCAAGUUCUAUGACACCAAGGGUUCCAACUUUGGAUGGAACGGGUCUACCUUCUAAAGUGCGUGUUACCAUCGGAGCAGUAUCUUAAAUUUCUCCCCAACUUUAUGCUCUCUAUUCAGAGACAGCUUUAUAUCUAGUGAUGAUUUGGUACCACAGUACUUUGAUAAUUCUGGAAAGGAUAUUGGCAUUUUCUGUAUGUGUGCUUUUGUUUAGUAGAACCUAAUGGAACUUUUUAAGGCUUUGUAUGCGUACAUUUGCAUCGGGAAUUGUGUUCCCUGGGUAAUGAUCAAUGAUGUUAUGGUACCCAUGGUUGGCAAUCCCGGUUUAAGGUUCAUUUCUUCGGUGUAUGCAUCUGUUCGGGUCUGUUGUCUAUCUUAAA